Brassica rapa (field mustard) is the source of this 1521-nucleotide messenger RNA. Its product is annotated as probable protein S-acyltransferase 2. Gene Ontology annotation, cellular component: endoplasmic reticulum; Golgi apparatus. The record is from RefSeq and is a predicted model, not a curated record. Gene Ontology annotation, biological process: protein targeting to membrane; peptidyl-L-cysteine S-palmitoylation. Lineage: Eukaryota; Viridiplantae; Streptophyta; Magnoliopsida; Brassicales; Brassicaceae. Gene Ontology annotation, molecular function: protein-cysteine S-palmitoyltransferase activity.
AAACAAACCUUAAUUAGAAAAAACAAAGGAGGGGAGAGAGAAGAGAGAGUUUGGUGAAGAGGAGGAGAGGAGCCAAACAAUCAGCGGCAGCGACUUGAAAUCUCCGGUGGUUUCGUUCGCUGGCCGCGACAACAACAACAGACAAGCAAUAGAAGACAAUGGUGUUUAUUAUGUUUUGGUCGUUCCGUCUUUGAGUCUAAAGCUUUGAGAAGAAUAUGGGGAGGAAGAAAAGCAGUCAUGUCCAUAGUGCUCCUUCUGACGACGACAACAUGUAUUCUAAAGAUUCUAAACCCAAGAGGAUCUACCAACUCUGGCCUGGCAACAAUAAAUUUUAUUGUGGAGGGAGACUAGUCUUUGGUCCAGAUGCAUCUUCACUUCUUCUGACCACAGCUAUGAUUGGAGCUCCUGCUGUCACAUUCUCCAUCCGAAUGGCUUUCAUGAUCGGCAAGCGCUACCCUUUGUUCCACACUCUUGUCUUGAUGGGUUCCCUUUUGCUCACUGUCUUGGACUUCACGUUUCUCUUCUUAACAUCAUCGAGAGACCCCGGUAUCAUCCCAAGGAACAAAGACGCACCUGAAGGAGAAGGGCUUAACAAGAUCACUCAAUCCUCAGAGUGGGUAAACAACAAGCUCGGUAGCACAAAGUUACCUCGAACCAAAGAUGUGUUGGUGAAUGGAUACACUGUCAAAGUUAAGUUCUGUGACACUUGUUUGCUUUACCGUCCUCCUCGCGCCUCUCACUGCUCCAUCUGCAACAACUGUGUCCAAAGAUUUGAUCAUCAUUGUCCAUGGGUGGGCCAGUGCAUCGCUUUAAGAAACUAUCCUUACUUCAUUUGUUUCAUAUCAACAUCGACACUCCUCUGCUUGUACGUCUUUGUCUUCUCAUGGGUCAGCAUGCUUGAGGCACACGGCAAGAUGUUGUUAAUGAUUAUUACGGAUGACGCAAUAUUUAUUGUUCUCAUUGUCUACUGCUUCGUUGUUGUCUGGUUUGUUGGUGGACUCACUGUGUUUCACCUCUAUCUCAUCUGCACCAAUCAGACAACUUAUGAGAAUUUUCGAUACCGAUAUGACAAGAAAGAGAAUCCUUACGGAAAAGGUCUAUUCAAGAACCUAUACGAGUUGUUCUUUGCUAAGAUCCCACCUCCAGUGAUCAACUUCAGAGACUGGGUUCCCGAGGAACCUGACGUGGAGGUUGGUUCCAUUGCAUCUGAGCUAGACAGAGCCUUUGGACCACGGGGAGAAAAUAAACAUGAUAUGGAUAUGGAAAUUGGAGAUUGGAAAGCUAGCAAGGGAGGUUUGGUUCUCCAGACACUGGAGUAUGACAACAACAACAAAAUUGAAGAGACUGUUAAGAAGAAAGGUUUAAGUGAUGGAACUGCAGAGACCAACACAGUGUUUGAUGUGAGAUCGAGAUAAGAUAAAGAGAUCUGUUGUGGAAUCUUUGCGCCUGUAAAAAUUAAAACCUUGAUUGCUUGUGUAAACUACUUUCUUACUUCUAAAGCCACACACUUUUGUCUCCAAA